UCUACACUCUUCAUUGACGACUCCAGCGUUCUGCCUAGAUACAUCAUCCUACGUUAUCAACGUCAGCUGAACAUACGACAACCCGAGAAUGUCGAGCGUGCUCGACCGUGUGCGGCAGUUGGAAGAGGAAACGCCAUCGACGACCGAGAAGCAACAGCAACAGCAACAGCAAGAUCAGAUUGUCGACGAGGUGGUUGAUACAGCUCACGAAACCUCAGCGCGGCCGGUAGAUGAGCAGGAUGAGGUCAAGACUCGAAUCGAAGAUAGCGAAGAGCCGGAGAAGGUCGAGUCGGUAGCUGUCGAGCCGAGGGACGAGCCGCCGACAACCUCGUUGAACACGAUCCUCCCACCACUACCCGUCCUCGAUCCACUACCUGAAGAUACCCACGCUCCCGAUUCCCCUACCCUCUCCCUGAUCGCCGCACUGCGUCAGCAGAUCUCCAUCUUGACUGACCAAUCCACCGAACUGAAUACCAAGCUCAUCCGACAGCUAGAACGUGCUUCGGAUCUGGAAGACAAUCUCGAACAUAAACGACAUGCGGAAAAGGAGAAAGAUGACCUGAUCGCCAAGCUCGAGGGGGAGAAGGCUCAGUGGGAGGAGAAUAUGAAUACAGGGUUGUUGGUCGAGCGAGGAACUGUGAGGGAAGAGAUGCAGAGGUUGGUUGAAGGGUUGGUGGAAGAGGAGAAACGAAGGGGAAGUGCAGAGAGGGGGAGGGAACAGGUCGAACAGGAGAUCAACGAUUUGACGGGGACGUUGUUUGAGCAGGCAAACACGAUGGUCGCUGCGGAGAAAUACGCUCGAGCACAAGCAGAGACCCGAUCUCGACAGGCAGAAGAAAACCUCGCCGCCGCCGAAGCUGCAAUGAGGGAUAUGCAAGCUCAUCUACAGUCUUUACCUACGAUGCUUCUCCCAGCCGCCGACGUCUCGGCCACGCAAGCUCAGCAGAGACGGUAUUUGGCAGCGACGAUCACCCAUAUCGAGUUUACCUCGUUCAUCGCCUAUAUCCGGAUGCUUAAACCGCAAUACCUGUAUACGGGCCAGGUUUAUCCUCCGGCUCCGGUCAUCUCGAACUUGCUUUCUCAGCCAUUUAUCGCACGUGCCAGCCUGGAGGAUAUCGACCCGACCCUGCGACUGGAUACGGCGCCCGAUCUCGGAUGGUUGAAUAGACGGAGCGUACAGAACGCGAUCGUCACAGGUGAACUCGCUAUCGAGCCCGUCUCCCUCAACACGCUCUUGUCGACGUCGGCUUUUGCAUCGGCGUACCCGCAGGAUAUCGGAUGUGCGAUGUGUGGGAAACAGGUCGUCGUUAGGCCUCCGGGGAGUCAUCUGGGGGGACAGGGUGAGAAGGAACACUUGCCACCGCCUAGUCAUCCUGCUGCCGCACCGGCCAAAGCUCAGGCGGGCUCGAGGUUCUCGUUCAAACCGUUCUUUACUUCGCCAUCGGCUGCACCGUCUCCAGCGGUCUCUCCGGCAGCUUCGCCCAGCCCGCUACCUGCGGCACCUGCGCUCCCCCCUGUCUACGUGUUCAGGAUCAUGACCGCCUCGUCGACAGCCAAUGACAAGGAAAAGGAAUCGCUCGGUCGUUUGUACCCCCUGUGUGCGAGCGGAUGGUGUCUCGCCAGACUGAGAGCGGUGUGCGAAUGGUGGAGGUUUGUCAGGACGGGGAUGAUCGAUGUGAUCUGGAAAGGAGAAGACGGGUGGACCCGACCUGAACGUCCGAUGCCAUUGUCGAUGGGCGGACGGAAACGGUCGAGCAUCGCCCCAAGUGAAGACAAGUCGGCUCCGACUACACCCAAGGCGGCGACGAGUGAGACCAUGCCCCCGACGGCUGAUGCUGAACCGGUCAAGGAGGAUGAAAAGCCAGAGUUGCCACCUAGGAAGAAGAGCGGAUGGGGCUUGGGUUUCGGGUCGUUGGGAGGAGGCAAGGGGCUCGGGUUGAGCAAGGGCGACACGCCGCCUCAAAGCCCGUCGACCGAGUCGCAGAGUCGGUUGGGAGACAACGCGAUUGUGGAAGAGGAGGUCAAGAACCCGGAAAUCCCUGUUGAUGUCCUUCCGACGGUGGAUGAACCCAAAGCUGAGAACAACGACCUCAAGGACGAACACGUGAUGUCAGAAGAAAAGCCUACCGCUAGAGAAGAUGUCGAAGCGGACGUCGUCAAGCAGACCGAGGCUGUUGACGCCAACAGUGAUACCCUCGCCGUACCGAAGAUCAACGAAACGGCCGGCGACUCGGACGCCGAAGAAGGCGGGAACGACUUUUCUACGCCCAAAAGUACGACGUCUGCGCUGUUGGGCGAAGCCGCUCCUAGCGACAAGGCCGAGCAGGACAAGGUUGAGCAGGACAAGGUUGAGCAAGACGACAAGCAGGACAAGGUAGACGAGAAGGUUGAUGAAGAAAUCAAGGUCGAGGCUAAACCAGAAGAGCCCCAAGCCGUCGAUAUCUCCUCGCCCCGAGCGUCGGUGGACAUCACUUCUGCUGCGGGUCGACCUUCGAUGGAUGCGUCGACAGCACCCCCUACACCAGCUCGUUCGGCAGCUCGACGAGCCGUUCCGCCCCCUCCGGGUUCAGCGGCCGCUCCGCCUCUUCCCGAACGCCGUGCUCGCCCCGCAUCCACCGUCACUCUGAACGUCGAUAGCGGCUCGACUGUCAAAUCGCCCAUCCUCCCCGUCACCCCGGAUAUGGCUUCGCAAAGCGCCGGCAACCCGGUCACCCCCGAACCUCCCACCUCUGCUUCGCAGUCAACCACUCCUCAGCCCGCCCCGCCCAAGCUACCCAACCGGGCGUCGAUGGUUCCCGGCACGACCGCCCCGUCGAAAACGGGCAAGCGAUACGUCGAGGGCGAUAGUUGGGAAGCCAAGACGUGGAGAGAGGUCGUCAGGCUCAAGGAGGACAUGUGGAAAGCUCGGGUCGGCUUGGUCGAGGGCGAGGACUGAAGUCCGAGAGGCCUGUUGGGGUCUGGGGUGAUCCGACAUUGGACGUUUCGCAAGAGUUGUGCAUUUUGACGGUGUUGUACACAUUCACAAGAGUUUAUAUCCUGGUUCAUCAGUGGAACGGUAACGCUAUACAAUCCAAUUAUCUCGGUUUCUCUCGCUCUUGCUUGUGGUAUGGUAUAUAAUAUAAAUAAUCUACGAGCAUUAUUAUAAUCGAAAGUCGAAUAGGAACGAGCUCGCGGUAUCAGACGGGACCUUCAGAAAGUCACCAGCAAUCAACAGUUACAAGCCUGAGCGGCUUGUUGUCCGGACGCUUGACCGGGAGCGAGCUUGACGCCCUUCUGCCCUGGUUUGCCACUACCACCGGACGUAGCUUGAGGAGGCGGG
This is a messenger RNA of Filobasidium floriforme, 3319 nucleotides long. RefSeq lists its product as uncharacterized. The record is from RefSeq and is a predicted model, not a curated record. Gene Ontology annotation, cellular component: Golgi to plasma membrane transport vesicle; cell tip. Gene Ontology annotation, biological process: exocytosis. Bases 89 to 2935 code for a protein of 948 amino acids. The transcript has 3 exons. NCBI's taxonomy places the organism in Eukaryota, Fungi, Basidiomycota, Tremellomycetes, Filobasidiales, Filobasidiaceae. Gene Ontology annotation, molecular function: guanyl-nucleotide exchange factor activity.